AUGGCCUCCCUGCCUAGUCGUGCGCCCUUUCCUGUCGUCGCGCCACCCUCCCCCUUCCCCACUUUGUCGCGCGCCCUACUCAUCGCUGCGUUGCGCGCCCUGCUCGUCGUUGACGUGCGCGCGUCGACGACGACGUGCGCGGCCUCCCCGCCAUCGACGCGCGCGCGCAUCUUGCCUACCGCCCUCCAUCUCCCCGGCCACCCUUCCCUCCUCCCGUCCACCCUUCCCUCCUCCAUGCCACCCUUCCUUACCCUCUCGUGGGCGGCCUGCCUCACCUCCCUGCAGGCGCCUCCCCCCCCCCCCCCCCCGUGGUGUGCCUUCUUCUGCCGUUUUUGCACAACCUCCUCCUUCUCCCUUCUCCCCAUCUGCCUCUUCCUCCUCCUACUCUCCUCAUUCCUUCCUCCCUUCCAUGCCUCUCCUCCCUUCCUCCACCUCCUUCCCCUCCGCAUCUGCCACCUGGGUGUGUGUUACCGAUUGCCACUUGGUGAUCGUGACCCUCCUUCCUCCCCAAACUCCGCUCCUUCACCCUCCUCCUCCUCUUCUCUCUCCCUCUAUUUCCCCCACCCUCUCACCUCUUCCUCCGCCUCUCUUCUCUCCCUAUCUGCUGCAGCUGGUAGCUGUCCGUGUUUCGUCGCCUUCCACACCUUUCCUCCUCGUAUUUCUCCCCUCAGUGGCGCAGCAGCGGACUACUUCGCCGCUAUCCCUCCUCGUAUUUCUCCCCUCAGCAGCACAGCAGCAGACUACUUAACCGCUGUCCCUCCUUGUAUUACUCCCCUCAGCAGCGCAGCAGCAGACUACCCCGCCGUUUUCCCUCCUCCUCUUAUGUCUCCCCUCAGCGGCGCAGCAGCACACUACUCAGCUGUUAUCCCUCCUCCUCUUAUUUCUCCCAACAGCGGCGCAGCAGCAGAUUACUCCGCCAUGAUCCCUCCUCCUCUUAUUUCUCCCCCCAGCAGCGCAGCAGCAAACUACUCCGCCAUUAUCCCUCCUCUAAUUUCUCCCCUCAACGACUCAGCAUCUGACUACCUCGUCUCUAUUCCUCCUCCUCUUUUAUCUCCCCACAUGUGCUCCAUUGCUACCCCCUUCCCCCAACGGGGCCUAUUCUCGCUCUUACCUCUCCUGCCGUAUCUCCUCUCCUACCCUUGCCCUCCUAGUCUCCGCUCCCUUCGCUGCCCCUUCCUUCCCUUGCACCUCUCCUACUUGCCGAUGGACUUCCCCUCUUCUCUGCCCCUCUGCUUGGGUUCCGCUAUCCCAUCACCGUCGCCACUUUUGUGCCGCUGUCACCUCUGGUAUUGGUUCUCAGGCCUCUGCCUUUAG
Molecule: messenger RNA, 1314 nt
Organism: Closterium sp. NIES-65
Lineage: Eukaryota; Viridiplantae; Streptophyta; Zygnematophyceae; Desmidiales; Closteriaceae
Source: the annotation of a GenBank genome assembly